AGGUCUGCAGCAGACGAUAAGACAGGCAGGCAGACAACAGAAUGGUAAUCUGCUUGAGGCCGGGCGGCGACCCCGGAAAUGAACGUUUGGCUGCGACUGACGUAUGGGCUCGCUGUGCUGUCCUCAUGUGACUUGAUUCCGGCAGUCUGGAUGAUGCUAUGCUUAUGUCACUCCAGCCAAAAAGAAAAGAAAAAGUUGACUUGACACACUCCAGAGUUUGGCCAAUCAGAAGCAUGACCGUCCACUUCUUUUAUGAUGAUCCCCUUCCCGUGUCUUCAAUUUCCCCUUUUCUAAUCUAAUGUCAUGUUUCCCUUCCACUCAUCUGCUCCACCUUAUUUUAAAUCACUAAGCAAAGAAGAAACAAGCCAUCGCACAAGCUCCGCCUCCACCGAGCUUUGACUCGCUUGUGCUGUGUGACAGCGGGAAAGGCUGGGCUCUCCCUAGCAUUAUCUAAACACACACAUAAGCGCGCAGCCACGAAGCAAACGCCUCCGAAAGCUCUUUUUUCUUUUGCUAGAGAUCAGCGAGAGCGAACAGCUGCUGAGGACAGACGAGAGAAGGAGGAGGAGGAGGAAGAAGAAAAGCAACCUCUUGAACUUCUUUCGGUCCAGUUCAGUCAGUCUUCAGGGAGAGAGCGUUCUCUUGGAGUUUCUUUAUAUUAGUAUUAUUUUAUUCCCCCCCCCCCCCCCCCCCACCUAUGAGAGAGAAGAGGGAACUGGAGUUCAUGCAAGUGAAUGGGUUGCCAUGGUUACACACCCAGGGAGCCUGACCCGCUCAGAAUGAAUGGAAGGAGAGCCAAGUGAAACGAUAAACUAGGCAAAGGGAGUCACCGGAGAAAGAGAGAGUGACGGAGAGACGAGAGGAGAAGCGGCGGAUAGCAGAGGAAGUGGAGCAGCGUGUGAGAAUGGAGGACGGCUUUUCCAGCUACAGCAGCUUGUAUGACACCUCGUCGCUGCUGCAGUUCUGCAAUGAUGACAGCGCGUCAGCAUCCAGCAGCAUGGAGGUCACAGACCGCAUCGCCUCCCUGGAGCAGAGGGUCCAGAUGCAGGAGGACGAGAUCCAGCUGCUCAAAUCCGCUCUGGCCGACGUGGUCCGUCGGCUCAACGCGUCUGAGGAGCAGCAAGCCAUGAGCUCACGACGAGGGCCAACCAAAGCCCGGCCAAUGAUCGCCACCCUGCCGUUAAGACCUUCAGUGAACAACGGGACCAUCCUACCAAAGAAAGGCGGUGGCACUCUGCCAUCCCCGUCUGGAUCUGGAUCCAGGAAGGACACCGGCACAGCAUCCACCAGGAGCACGGUGAGGAGAGCCAAUUCCAACGAGCAUGUCGGGUCUCUCACGCGGAGGGACUCGGGCGACGCCAAGGGCAACCGAACUCGCGCCGGGUCGACGGGAAGCAAUUCCAGUGGCAAGAGAAGUGACAGCAAGCAGAGGGACCCGGUGUUCAAUGCAGGGAUGCGACGUGUGACACACUGCAAAGAGGAAGGUUAUGUGAAAAUGUAUUUGAAAGGCCGUCCCAUCACCAUGUUCAUGCCCAAAGACCAAGUGGACGGCUACUGUUUGGAAGCCAGAGCCGACCUUCCGGCGAACAAACUCAAACUGGACUGGGUAUACGGUUACCGCGGUCGAGACUGCCGUUCUAAUCUUUACUUGUUGCCCACCGGAGAAACGGUGUACUUCAUUGCUUCUGUGGUUGUCCUCUUCAACGUGGAUGAGCAGUUGCAGAGACACUACACUGGACACACGGACGACAUUAAAUGCUUGGCAGUCCACCCUGAUAAAAUCACCAUAGCAACCGGGCAGGUUGCCGGCACCUCUUUGGAGGGUAAAUUGGCUCCACAUAUUCGCGUGUGGGACUCUGUCAGCCUCAACACGCUUCAUGUUCUGGGAGCGGCUUACUUUGAGCGAGCGCUUGUCUGCUUGGCUUUCUCUAAGUCGAAUGGAGGAAACACGCUUUGUGUUGUUGACGACUCGAAUGAUCACGUGCUGUCUGUUUGGGACUGGCAGCGAGAAGACAGACUGGCUGAGGUCAAGACGUCCAACGACACAGUCUUUGCUGCAGACUUUCACCCGACUGACAGCAACAUCCUGGUGACCUGUGGCAAGUCACACCUCCAUUUUUGGAACUUGGAAAAAGGCAUGCUGGUCAAGAAGCAAGGACUUUUCGAGAAACAUGAGAAGCCCAAAUUCCUUUUAUGCGUGACCUUUGCAGAAAAUGGAGAUACCAUCACUGGCGACUCAAGUGGAAACAUAUUGGUGUGGGGAAAAGGCACUAAUCGCAUCAGUCACGUCAUCCACGGAGCUCACGAAGGCAGCAUCUUUGCCCUGUGCAUGCUGAGGAAUGGCACGCUGUUGUCCGGAGGCAAAGACUCCCGCCUCAUCUCUUGGGAUAGCGGCUACCAGCAGAUCCAAACAGUGGAGGUGCCAGAUUUGUUUGGGCCCAUCCGAACUGUAGCAGAGGGCAGAGGUGAGACUGUUCUCAUCGGAACCACAAAGAACUUUGUUUUGCAAGGCAGCUUGGAUGGAGAGUUUGUGCCCAUUACUCAGGGUCACACAGAUGAGUUGUGGGGUCUGGCUGUGCACCCCUGUAGGCCCCACUUUCUCACGUGUGGUUAUGAUAGACAAGUGUGUAUGUGGGAUUCCAGUUCACAUCAACUCGUCUGGAGUAAAAACAUGGAAGACACUGCCCAAUCUGCAGACUUCCACCCGUCUGGAUCUGUUGUUGCUAUAGGAACCCAGAUUGGCAGGUGGCUGGUACUGGACACUGACUCAAAGGAUUUGGUCACAGUGCACACAGAUGGAAAUGAACAACUUUCUGUUAUGAGCUUUGGCCCAGACGGCAAUUUCCUGGCCAUCGGCUCUCAUGACAGCUACAUCUAUAUCUAUGCCGUGGCAGAAAAUGGCAGGAAGUACAGCAGAGUGGGCAAGUGCUCAGGUCAUUCUAGUUUCAUCACCCAUCUGGACUGGUCAGUGGAUUCCCAGUACUUGGUGUCUAACUCAGGAGACUAUGAGAUACUAUACUGGAUCCCAUCCGUGUGCAAGCAGGUGGUCAGCAUGGAGACCAUCAGAGAUAUUGAAUGGGCCACACACACCUGCACUCUCGGCUUUCAGGUUUUUGGCAUGUGGUCCGAUGGCUCGGACGGCACCGACAUCAAUGCUGGAAGCAGAUCCAAUGAUAAGAGCCUUCUUGCUACUGGUGACGACUUUGGGAAGGUCCACCUCUUCUCCUUCCCCUGUUCUCAGUUCAGGGCUCCCAGCCAUGUUUACGGUGGCCACAGCAGCCACGUGACCAACGUGACGUUCCUGUAUAAUGACAACUGCCUGGUGUCCACCGGAGGGAAGGACAUGAGUGUGAUGCAAUGGAGGAUAGUCUGAGCGAUAAGACUCGGAGCAUGGAUUUCCCUGUGACGGUGCUCACUCCAAACGGAAGCAAAACCCGACUGCACUACGAAGGAACCGAGUGAAAUGCCUAAUUACGUGGAUCUUGACUGAGGUGAAUCUACAUAGGGUUUUCUUUGCGGGUCUGCUUUCACUUCCUUGGUGAGAUGAGCUGGUGAAGUGUGAUGUGUUGCUUCGUGUUUUCUCUCUAUUUUUAUUUUCAUUCAAUCGCACUACAUGUAAAAUCCCUCCAAUUUAUGAAGUCCAGUGUUCCCAUCCUCAAUUGAGCCAUGGCACAUACAGUACGCAGCAGAUCUGAUCACCUCGUACAGCACACUGGUUCAAAAUCACCGCUGAGAUGAAAAAUCCAAAUUUUAAAAAAAGAACCAAAGGCUCCGAGUUAUGACACUAUUUGUGCAAUUGCGCACCCUCUUAAAAUAGCUUAUGGACUGACCUUACAUUAAUCAAGCCAAAUCAAAGAGGAGGAUUAGAUGGAAAACUACAUGAAACGUUUUUUUUUAGUUAAUUUUCUGUUGUAUUAAACCACUCAGGAAACUCAACCCUUCCCGUGACAGCAACACAAACAUUGGAUUCAACUAAAUAUCUUUUUACUAUCUGGGGGAAUUCUUAAUGAGCAAACAAAUAUUGCUAUGAGCUUUUUGGGUUAAAUGUCUUUGGACUUUUUAAAACAGCUCUUCUGGGAUUAUGUAUUUACUUUGAGAAUUGCAUGGCGGACUGGAUAAAACACUCUUGCAGGGCUUUAGGUUCCCCACCCCUGACCCUAAAGCCAUCUUGCCAAAUUGCACUUGAUUUAUUUAUAUGCAUUUACACAUCAGAUUUUUCAACUUAAAGGACAUUACCACUACAAAAAAAACACUAACUAGUGAGUUAGUAUUUUUGCUUUCAAAUGUCCUGAAAAAGACAUUUAAAUUGAACUGUUUAUUACCAACAGAACUACUUUUUUGUUUUUUACAUAGAGCCUAAUUUGGGGAGUAAACGGUGAUUUUUUCUUUCAUGAGGGUGGGGGGGAGUGAAAAUGCCACCUGCAAGGGUAAUCCACAACAUGGUUGUUUUUUUUGGAAGCAUGAGACCGUAUCACUGUAACUGCUUAACGUGCUCCUCCACAGUGCACACUCAGUCAAGGCAACAUAUGAAUUCAACGUGAUUUUCUUUUAAAUUCCCACAAUGGAAGAAAUGACACAUUCAGUCUAAGAAAUUCAUUAAGCUUUCCAAGAACUACCAGUAGUUUUUUUUUCAACCCUUUGAUCUGUGAAUCAUCUAUUGUACAGGUACAUUUCACACUCAAAAUGUUCCUUGGAAAUUGGGUCAAAAAAUUUUUCUUUUAAAAAAUCGGCUUGAUGAUGAGGCUAGCGCUGUGAACUGGAAUUUGUCUUCCUAUGAUGCACCCGGAUCCGCAAUUACCACUGAACGUUUAACAUUUGUCUGACAGAUAAAACCAAAUAAACCUCCUAGGAUUCUGUGCAAACUAAA
Molecule: messenger RNA, 4867 nt
Organism: Syngnathus typhle (broad-nosed pipefish)
Lineage: Eukaryota; Metazoa; Chordata; Actinopteri; Syngnathiformes; Syngnathidae
Gene: eml1
Product: EMAP like 1
Exons: 23
Coding region: 905-3373 (822 amino acids)
Biological process (GO): microtubule cytoskeleton organization
Cellular component (GO): mitotic spindle
Molecular function (GO): microtubule binding
Source: RefSeq, a predicted model, not a curated record